CAUCCUGCCGGCGCGGGCGGGUGACGCGGCGGGGCCCGUUGUCUGUGUGUGUGGGGCUGAGGGGCCCCGGGAGCGGCGGGGGCUCCCGGCGGUGGGCGGCGGGGGGUGGGGAGGGCCUGGACAUGGCGCUGAGGGGCCGCCCCGCGGGAAGAUGAAUAAGGGCUGGCUGGAGCUGGAGAGCGACCCGGGCCUCUUCACCCUCCUGGUGGAAGAUUUCGGUGUCAAAGGGGUGCAGGUGGAGGAGAUCUAUGAUCUUCAGAGCAAAUGCCAAGGCCCCGUAUAUGGAUUCAUCUUCCUGUUCAAAUGGAUCGAAGAGCGCAGGUCCCGUCGCAAAGUCUCUACUUUGGUGGAUGAUACGUCCGUGAUUGAUGACGAUAUUGUGAAUAAUAUGUUCUUUGCCCACCAGUUGAUCCCCAACUCUUGUGCCACUCAUGCCUUGCUGAGCGUGCUCCUGAACUGCAGCAAUGUGGAUCUGGGACCCACACUGAGUCGUAUGAAAGAUUUCACCAAAGGCUUCAGCCCGGAGAGCAAAGGAUAUGCAAUUGGCAAUGCUCCAGAAUUGGCCAAGGCACAUAAUAGCCAUGCUAGGCCAGAGCCACGUCAUCUUCCUGAGAAACAGAAUGGCCUUAGUGCAGUGCGGACCAUGGAGGCAUUCCACUUUGUCAGCUAUGUACCUAUCACAGGACGACUCUUUGAGCUGGAUGGGCUGAAAGUCUACCCUAUUGAUCAUGGUCCCUGGGGAGAGGAUGAAGAGUGGACAGACAAAGCCCGGAGGGUUAUCAUGGAGCGUAUUGGCCUUGCCACUGCAGGGGAACCCUACCACGACAUCCGCUUCAACCUGAUGGCAGUGGUACCUGAUCGCAGGAUCAAGUAUGAGGCCAGGCUGCAUGUGCUGAAAGUGAAUCGUCAGACAGUACUCGAGGCUCUGCAGCAGUUGAUUAGGGUAACACAGCCAGAGCUUAUUCAGACCAGCAAGUCUCAAGAGUCACAGCUGCCUGAGGAAUCCAAACCAGCCAGCAGCAAGUCCCCUCUUGUACUGGAGGCAGGCAGAGCCCAAGUGGCCUCUGAGAGCACCCACACAGAAGGUGCAGAGGAGGUAGCUGGGUCAUGCCCACAAGCUCCAACCCACAGUCCUCCCAGCAAACCUAAGCUGGUGGUGAAGCCUCCAGGGAGCAGCCUCAAUGGAGUUCCUCCCAACCCCACCCCCAUUGUUCAGCGGCUGCCAGCUUUUCUAGACAAUCACAACUAUGCCAAGUCCCCCAUGCAGGAGGAGGAAGACUUGGCAGCAGGUGUGGGUCGCAGUCGAGUUCCAGUCCGUCCACCCCAGCAGUACUCAGAUGAUGAAGAUGAUUAUGAGGAUGAUGAGGAGGAAGAUGUGCAGAACACCAGUUUUGCCAUCAGAUACAAGCGAAAGGGGACAGUGAAACCAGGAUCGUUGAAUAGUUCCACAGAUGGGCAACUGUCAGUGCUACAACCCAACACCAUCAAUGUCUUGACUGAGAAGCUCCAAGAGUCCCAGAAAGACCUCUCACUUCCUCUGUCUGUCAAGACGAGCACCGGGGCUGGGAGUCCAGCAGUGGCAAUGCCCACACACUCACAGCCCUCACCGACCCCCAGUAACGAGAGCACAGACACUGCCUCUGAGAUCGGCAGUGCUUUUAAUUCCCCCUUGCGCUCACCUAUUCGCUCGGCCAACCCAACACGGCCCUCCAGUCCUGUCACUUCUCAUAUUUCCAAAGUGCUUUUUGGAGAGGAUGAUAGUCUGCUGCGUGUUGACUGCAUACGCUACAAUCGUGCUGUCCGUGACCUGGGUCCUGUCAUCAGCACAGGCCUACUACACCUUGCUGAGGAUGGUGUGUUGAGUCCCCUGGCACUGACAGAGGGUGGAAAGGGUUCCUCACCCUCCAUCAGACUGAGCCAAGGCAACCAGGGGUCUAGCAGUCCAGAGGAGAAGGAGGUCGUGGAAGCCACAGAUAGCAGAGAGAAGACUGGGUUGGUCAGGCCCAACGAAUCCUUGAGUGGGGAAAAGUACUCACCCAAGGAGCUGCUGGCAUUGCUAAAAUGUGUGGAGGCUGAGAUUGCAAACUAUGAGGCUUGCCUCAAGGAGGAGGUGGAGAAGAGGAAGAAGUUCAAGAUUGAUGACCAGAGAAGAACCCACAACUACGAUGAGUUUAUUUGCACCUUCAUCUCCAUGCUGGCUCAGGAAGGCAUGCUGGCCAACCUGGUGGAGCAGAACAUCUCUGUGCGGCGACGCCAAGGGGUCAGCAUUGGCCGGCUUCACAAACAGCGGAAGCCUGAUCGGCGGAAACGUUCUCGCCCCUACAAGGCCAAGCGCCAAUAAGGGCUGCUGUCUCUGAUUGUGCAGCCUGCUCUUGCCGUGAGGCCCUCACCAGGGCCUUUCCCUGCCCUACUCCCCUUUUCCCAGUAUUACUGAAUAGUUUCAUCUAGAGCCCAGACCCUGGUAGUGGAAGCCAGCCGCCAUGUUUCCACAUCACAUCCAGGGGCUUGGUGGGGACAAGUCAGCUUGAUAGUGCUUGGGAAGCAGCAGUUAAGAGUUGGGCUACAGCGAGGUACUGUGGCUUUCUCUAUAGCCAGAAGUGGAACAGCAGGACUUGGCCCUGUUACCUGGGCAGCAGAAUAUAUUUUUUAUCUAUCAGAGAUGUCUAUUUUUUUCUGGGCUCCAGCCUAUUUUGCCACCAUAUUCAUAUGGCUGGCUUCCCAACUGCUUUCUCAGCUGUCAUCUGGUUGGGGCCAGUUGCCCACAUCAUUCCAGGGUCACAACUGUAAAGACCCAGCUGGGGGCCUUGUGGGCACAGGACUUUGCUGCCCUAGUCUGUCUUCCCCCUUCCCCCUGCCUGUCUGUUGGGAUGAAGUCAGGCCUACUCUCUUAUUUUGGAGGAGUGACAAACUCAGGGACCCUGCUGCUGGGUUGGAAUGAUUGAGGUAUCCAAGUAAAAGUGGGAUGAACAGUCUGCUGGGGUCCCAUAGCCUGAGCAGAGAAAAGUGUUUGAGCUGUUGGGUGGCCUGUCAAGUGUCCUAACUCUAGCCAGGCUUGUCAAGACUGCUGUCUUUAGCAAGGCUCUGGGGCUCUUUGCCUUCAGUGUUGUGGCCCUAGCUAAGGGGCCUACAUUGGACUCCUGGUCUCUGUCCCUGGAGCCGGGGGCUCAGAAAAGCCUGACUGGACCCUCAGUAUUAUUGCAUCUUCUCCUCUUAGAAUUACAGAGAGAGGGCUGCUUUCAGGAACCUGGUACCACUCAAAAAUUUCUGCUGUGCCAGCUUCCUCAGCUUCUGCAAGGCACUCAGGGUUGUGCAACAGCAGGAUCAAACCAUCAUUUGGAGGCCCCUGUGUUCUCAGAGGCUUGAUGUCAAGGCUUAAUGGGUUUUGUAUUGCCUUAAGCUCAGGCCUCAAAUAUAGCCCAGUGGUCUCUUCCAGAUGGCUUUGAAGGUGAUCCAGGCAGGCCCCUUAUCUGUACAUACUGACUAAGGGCGGGGGCUGGCAUGUGUGGUAGCUACCUAUCUGGGCUGAACACAGCUUGAUUCCCGCCUCUGGCAUCUGUAAAUACUGGAUCAGUGAAUGAAUAAAACUACUAAGAAACAUCA
This is a messenger RNA of Dipodomys ordii (Ord's kangaroo rat), 3600 nucleotides long. RefSeq names its product BRCA1 associated protein-1 (ubiquitin carboxy-terminal hydrolase) (gene Bap1). The record is from RefSeq and is a predicted model, not a curated record. The coding region runs from base 152 to 2341 and encodes 729 amino acids. Gene Ontology annotation, biological process: ubiquitin-dependent protein catabolic process; protein deubiquitination. The transcript has 17 exons. Gene Ontology annotation, cellular component: cytoplasm. Gene Ontology annotation, molecular function: cysteine-type deubiquitinase activity. Lineage: Eukaryota; Metazoa; Chordata; Mammalia; Rodentia; Heteromyidae.